Molecule: messenger RNA, 2618 nt
Organism: Cebus imitator (Panamanian white-faced capuchin)
Lineage: Eukaryota; Metazoa; Chordata; Mammalia; Primates; Cebidae
Gene: ZNF207
Product: zinc finger protein 207
Exons: 11
Coding region: 487-1926 (479 amino acids)
Cellular component (GO): nucleus
Source: RefSeq, a predicted model, not a curated record
UUUAGCACGUGAUAGGCACAUAAUCAACAUUUACUGUUUAAUUGAAACAAAAUUAAAACUGGGCGCUAUCUCAAUCUUCAUUUGUAAUCGGCCCUAACUGCACUGGCAGUCUUUCCCGUUAUUUUGUUUUCCAUUCGCAUGCGUACCUAGCUCUCCGGCUCCUUUACAAAAGAAACCCGAAGGACGCAAGCACAGCCAGCGAAAACGAAAAACCCUCAAACGGACAAGAUGGCGGCCACCUCUCGCGCCUCUUAGUCCCACCCACUCAGGGAGGAGGUCUGCGUCAUGUGACCUCCCCCUUCCUGGGUCCGCCUUCCACCGCAGUGCCUGACGGGAGGCGGAGCGGCGAACGAGGCCGUCGGCCAUUUUGUGUCUGCUUCCUGUGGGACGGGGUGGAAGCCGUUGGGUUGGGAAAGUGAGCGAUUUUUCGCUUCGUUUCUCCUGCUUCUUUUUUCUUCCCUACUACUUUAUCGGUAGAGCGCAGUUAUGGGUCGCAAGAAAAAGAAGCAGCUGAAGCCGUGGUGCUGGUAUUGUAAUAGAGAUUUUGAUGAUGAGAAGAUCCUUAUACAGCACCAAAAAGCAAAGCAUUUUAAAUGCCAUAUAUGUCACAAGAAAUUAUAUACAGGACCUGGCUUAGCUAUUCAUUGCAUGCAGGUACAUAAAGAAACAAUAGAUGCCGUACCAAAUGCAAUACCUGGGAGAACAGACAUAGAAUUGGAAAUAUAUGGUAUGGAGGGUAUUCCAGAAAAAGAUAUGGAUGAAAGACGACGACUUCUUGAACAGAAAACACAAGAAAGUCAAAAAAAGAAGCAACAGGAUGAUUCUGAUGAAUAUGAUGAUGAUGACUCUGCAGCCUCAACUUCAUUUCAGCCACAACCUGUUCAACCUCAACAAGGUUAUAUUCCCCCCAUGGCACAGCCAGGACUGCCACCAGUACCAGGAGCACCAGGAAUGCCUCCAGGCAUACCUCCAUUAAUGCCAGGUGUUCCUCCUCUGAUGCCAGGAAUGCCACCAGUUAUGCCAGGGAUGCCACCUGGAUUGCAUCAUCAGAGAAAAUACACCCAGUCAUUUUGCGGUGAAAACAUUCUCCCCAAACAUUUCUUGUCUGCAGGUAUGCCCCCGCCUGUUCCACGUCCUGGAAUUCCCCCAAUGACCCAAGCGCAGGCUGUUUCAGCUCCAGGUAUUCUUAAUAGACCACCUGCACCAACAGUAACUGUACCUGCUCCACAGCCUCCAGUUACUAAGCCUCUUUUCCCCAGUGCUGGACAGAUGGGGACACCUGUCACAAGCUCAAGUACAGCUUCAUCCAAUUCAGAAAGUCUGUCUGCAUCUUCUAAAGCUCUGUUUCCUAGCACAGCACAAGCUCAGGCAGCUGUCCAGGGACCUGUUGGUACAGAUUUCAAACCCUUAAAUAGUACCCCUGCAACAACUACAGAACCCCCAAAGCCUACAUUCCCUGCUUAUACACAGUCUACAGCUUCAACCACUAGUACAACAAAUAGUACUGCAGCUAAACCAGCAGCUUCAAUAACAAGUAAGCCUGCUACACUUACAACAACCAGUGCAACCAGUAAGUUGAUCCAUCCAGAUGAGGAUAUAUCCCUGGAAGAGAGAAGGGCACAGUUACCUAAAUAUCAACGUAAUCUUCCUCGGCCAGGACAGGCCCCUAUCGGUAAUCCACCAGUUGGACCAAUUGGAGGUAUGAUGCCACCACAGCCAGGCAUCCCACAGCAACAAGGAAUGAGACCCCCAAUGCCACCUCAUGGUCAGUAUGGUGGUCAUCAUCAAGGCAUGCCAGGAUACCUUCCUGGUGCUAUGCCCCCAUAUGGGCAGGGACCGCCAAUGGUGCCCCCUUACCAGGGUGGGCCUCCUCGACCUCCGAUGGGAAUGAGACCUCCUGUAAUGUCGCAAGGUGGCCGUUACUGAUCUUACUUCAUCCAGUCUAAUAGGUUUGGAGAUUAAACCUUUUCUCAACUUGUGCUGUUUAUAUAGCCAAGCUUCCGUCAAUAAGGCUUCAUUGUGACUUUAACAAACAUUUAUCUUCCCACAUACCAGGAACUAUUGGACAUUUAUUUUACAUGGGAAAAAUUAUUUGGAAUAAUAAAGCAGGAAUUUUUCCUGAAGUUGCAAUUUAUACUGUAUGGCUUCUUUUUCAUGUUUCAUCUAGGUUUUUAGAAGUGAAGUAUAGUAAAUUUGGUUCGUUAAAUUGUGAAGGCGCUGGAAUUACAUGAACAUACCACCUUAUUAAAGGCAAGUUCUGUAAGCUUACAUUGCUAUUUGUAAAGUUAUGCCUUCACAGCAUUUCAGAUGCUGUUGGACUUCAUGUCCCCAACCUAGCUUGGUGAGGGCUGUAACUGUUUCCAAGUACUUGUACAUUGGAAGUCUGAAUGUGUAACAAUAUUUAAUGUAUUUAGAGUUCCUCAUGUUGCAGGGUUUAAGAAAUCUGACCCACCAAGGUCAUGUGACUUUUCUGUACUGUUAAACUUCAUUGUAAUAAAAUGAGAGAAAAAUUUAUGCCUUUUUAUUCAUAACCCAGCUGUGGACCACUGCCUGAAAGGUUUGUACAGAUGCAUGCCACAGUAGAUGUCCACAUAAUAAAAUACAUAGUUCCAAUGCAA